AUGUUGUCUCUUUUGUCUUCUCUACCAUCCCUCCUGUUUCUGUUUAGUGUCCCUUGUCUCUUUAUGACAAGUUAUGUAUGCUUCCCUCUACUCUUACCAAAACUCCUCGGACUCAUCAGAAUCAAAGCCGCUCGAAACGAUCAUGGUGACAACGAGGAACGUGAUGAGAGAACUUAUGUUGUUAGAGAGGAAGAGCUACAAAGAGAGAGGAUGCCGAGUCAUGUGGCAUUAAUACUUGAUGGUAACCGGAGAUGGGCCAAACGGGCCGGAUUGCUGACGUCACAAGGCCACGAGGCCGGAGCUAAACGGCUUACAGAGAUCGCUGAGCUCUGCUUCGAAAUGGGGAUUCAUACAGUCUCAGCUUUUGCUUUCUCCACAGAGAAUUGGGGAAGAGACAAGGUUGAGGUUAAUUGCUUAAUGUCUUUGCUCCAACACUAUCUCAGUUCCAACAUCAACGACUUCCAAAGAAAGGAAAUUCGCAUUUCUGUUAUUGGGAAUAAAACGAAGAUCCCUAAAUCACUCAUCCAAGUAAUCAACGAGAUAGAGGAAGCUACAAAGGCUACAAGAAUAAGCAUCUCAUCUUGGCAAUAG
Capsella rubella is the source of this 591-nucleotide messenger RNA. RefSeq names its product dehydrodolichyl diphosphate synthase 3. The record is from RefSeq and is a predicted model, not a curated record. NCBI's taxonomy places the organism in Eukaryota, Viridiplantae, Streptophyta, Magnoliopsida, Brassicales, Brassicaceae. Gene Ontology annotation, cellular component: chloroplast stroma. Gene Ontology annotation, biological process: response to cold; plastid membrane organization; polyprenol biosynthetic process.